Molecule: messenger RNA, 1754 nt
Organism: Hordeum vulgare subsp. vulgare (domesticated barley)
Lineage: Eukaryota; Viridiplantae; Streptophyta; Magnoliopsida; Poales; Poaceae
Product: protein phosphatase methylesterase 1
Exons: 13
Coding region: 188-1222 (344 amino acids)
Biological process (GO): protein demethylation
Molecular function (GO): protein methylesterase activity
Source: RefSeq, a predicted model, not a curated record
UUGGGUGUUAACUUUUGCGUCUUGUGUUCUCCAUUUCCCUAAGAUGCUCCGAUAGUGUAGCCAUCUUCCCUUCCCAUUCUCCAUUUCCCUUUCGUCUUCUGGGGUUCGCCGUGCCUUGGAGAGAGACCCUUCUCCCGCUCUCCCCGGGCACUCCAUCGGCUCUUCCUCCCCAGCCCAGCCGCGUCGAAUGGAGCCCGCGCCACUAUCCUCGCUGCAGGAGGAAGGGGGGCCCGACGAAUCGUCCUCCUCCUCCGCCUUCUCCGCCGCCGCCGUGCCGCCACGGCCCGCCACGCACCACUCGCUCCAGAAGUACGCGCCCGUGGACUGGUCGGCUUACUUCGACGAGGAGCGCCCCGUCGCCAUCCCCGAUACCGAGGACGUUUUCAAUGUGUACAUGGCCGGAUCGGAAGGGCCCGUCGUGUUCUGUCUGCACGGAGGCGGCUACUCUGGGCUUUCAUUUGCGCUAGCAGCUAAUCAGAUAAAGGGAAAGGCUCGUGUUGUUGCCAUGGAUUUACGGGGACAUGGGAAAUCUUCCACAAGUGAUGAUUUGGACCUGUCCAUUGAAACUCUUACCAAUGAUGUAAUAGUUGUUAUACGUGCAUUGUAUGGAGAUUUGCCACCAGCAAUUAUACUUGUUGGUCAUAGCAUGGGUGGUUCAGUGGCUGUACAUGUGGCUGCAAGAAGAGCAAUUCACAAUCUUCAUGGUCUUGUUGUUGUUGAUGUAGUUGAGGGAACAGCAAUUGCUUCAUUGAUUCAUAUGCAGAAAAUAUUAUUAAAUCGAGCACAGCACUUCCCGAGCAUUGAGAAAGCAAUUGAGUGGAGCGUUAAAGGGGGCCCGCUACGGAACAUCGAUUCUGCACGUGUUUCUAUUCCAUCUACCUUGAAGUAUGAUGAAUCAAAGGAAUGCUAUACAUACCGCACUCCUCUCGAGAAAACAGAAAAGUACUGGAAAGGAUGGUACGAAGGUCUUUCAGACAAGUUCUUAUCUUGUCCUGUACAAAAGAUACUAUUAUUAGCUGGCACCGAUAGAUUGGACAGAUCUUUAACAAUUGGUCAAAUGCAAGGGAAGUUUCAAAUGAUAGUAGUUCGACACACUGGGCAUGCCAUACAGGAAGAUGUGCCUGAAGAAUUUGCAUCACACAUACUGAACUUCAUAUCUCGCAACAAAAUAGGGCCCAAUGGUGUUGAGAUACCUGGCCUCAUAAAAAAAUGGCAGCAUUAAAUAGACUCUGGAGGGAGCAGUGCCUACUGCCAACAUCAGCACUAUAUAGGGGGAAACCUGGGGCUCGUAUCUGUGCCUGUUCAUUGCGUUUCUCCUGGUAGAGAAAGUUUGUGUCAAAAAGAAAGACAAAGCCAUAGGGAUGAGAUUUACCACUUGGUCGCCUAUCAUCCAUACCGUGAAUGGUUUUUCGAGCAACUAUUGUGCCAUAUGUAAAUAAAUUUUCGCACUGAGUGUUGACCCAUGAACUAGAUUCGUGUUCUCUAGGUGUAUUGAUACUUUUUCAAGCUUACAUCGCUUAGUUUGUAGUCCCAAUUGCAUACACCUUCAACUUCAACUUCAACUUCAAGGCAGGCUUCAGAUCUCUCUGACAUAAUAUUGUACUUGAGCCUUAGAGGCCAUAUUAUACCCAGUCGAACACAUAAGACUGUACCUACAAGAUUUUGUUGUCGUCGAAGCUAAGACUAAUAUGUUGUUUUGAAGUGGUUGGGAUCCCAGCACAAAGACAAUGAUAUGCUACUGGUUUCCUUUCUUA